AUGAAGAACCCCGGAGGCUUCCUCUGCCGGCUAUGGAUCGCCUGUGCCGUAUUCGUCUCUGCUGUCGGAUUUGAGGCUGAGGCAUUCUCAUGGGGCAGCCGCGCCCGUGACUUGGAUGCGUCUCCUCCGAGACAGACACAGACCUCGCUUCAUGAUUCUCCGAAGCCUUUGAGGCUCGGUGACAGACCAAACAAGUACGAGAUUGCGCUGAGCGAACUCCAAGCGCUCGAAUCGGAGCCACUGUGCCAUCGCAUUGCCGCACGCCUCCUGGUCAAUAAUUGUCAACUGCUCGACGGACGCGACGAAGCAACCGUCUUGACGGACAGCGGCAGACUCGCGCGCGAUUUCGUGGACUCUUUCGCAGCUAGUCUAGCCAUCUGCGACUUGGAACGCGGAAGUUUCUUGAUUCCUAAAGACUGCGCCCUGUUCCGCGAGUCUGCCUUGGCAAAGGUCCCUGCGCCCGUUAAGCCUCACCUCCAUGUAUCUGCGGCGCAAGUGGACAAGUGCCUGCAGGGUCUUGCCCAGUCGGACUCGGCGUGGAACACGUGGGUGAGCUAUCGUCACAAGGCGUUACGCUUCUGUGAGGCUGCGCGUUCCGAGAACGAGAAAGACCAAAACAUACACCUGUAUGAGAGAAUAACCAAGAUUCUUGCGAAGCUCACGGAUGACGUCGAAGCAGAGCUCGAAAUACGACUGCAUGUAUUGGAUACUAGACUUGCAGAUACCGCCUCUCGGCUCGACCGCAUCGCCCCCCACGUGGAUGACCUGAGGGUCGGACUGUCCCAAGUCGAGAAGAUUGUUUCUGAAGCCAUCGCUCAUAGCGCAGAGGAUACAGCAGCAACGGUUAGAGACGGGCUACAGGAGGCGCGCAACCUGCGGCAGCUGCUUGCAGCUCUCCUUGCGACUGUAGCGGAAAGUGAGAGCGGUGCACUCUCUCAACAUCAUGCGCUCCAGAAAGCCUCUAACCAGGCGCACAACGAGCUCUCGGUUGUGCUGACCAGCUUGCAAACGGCCACCGUAAACGCGAUAGCCCUGCAACAGGAGCUUCUCGAGUCACAAUCUCGUGCGGACGAAAUAUCUCGACGACAAGAGACAAUAGAAGCGGGCAUGGAGAACCUCGCAAAGCUCGCCGAUACCCUAGCGAUCAAGCAUUAUGGCCACCAGAAAGCCUUGAGUGAUGCUCAGGAAAGCGUUGAGCAAGUUCUCGACACGCUUGAGUCGGUUUCCACAUCUGCCGGCGGUCUACGAAGCUCGAUGAGUGGGCUUAGUAUGACUAAGUGGUGGCCGUAUCUGCUCUGUCCCGUCACUACCCUCAUCGUUGGCUCGUAUGGCCUUCCGCCAUCUGCCAUGAGAAACAUGCUUCUUCUCGGCCUAGGAGAGGCAGCAGGCUUUAUCAUUACGACGGCAAAUCAGUAUACUUCAUCCAAGACAAGCACGGGCUCGGUGAGCGCAGGCCUGCCGUUGAAUCGCUCCAGUACAUUAAACACGGCUUAUUCUAUUGAUGACUUUACGGACCAUGACUUGAGGCGUCGCAAAUACUUUGAGACAUUUUAG
This is a messenger RNA of Purpureocillium takamizusanense, 1554 nucleotides long. RefSeq lists its product as uncharacterized. Lineage: Eukaryota; Fungi; Ascomycota; Sordariomycetes; Hypocreales; Ophiocordycipitaceae. The record is from RefSeq and is a predicted model, not a curated record. Gene Ontology annotation, biological process: nuclear membrane fusion involved in karyogamy; karyogamy involved in conjugation with cellular fusion. The transcript is spliced from 7 exons. Bases 1 to 1554 code for a protein of 517 amino acids. Gene Ontology annotation, cellular component: endoplasmic reticulum membrane.